ACAGACGCUAUCUGGAUAAUUCAGAUUAGUUACAAAUGGAGCAGAUUGUAACAGAUUUUCAUUGACUGCAAACAAAACGAUCUGAUCGAGAGGCAGGAUGGAAUGGCAGGGGGACCUUCCACAGGAUCAUGCCUUUGUAGAGCUCCUGCUUCCUGGGCUUCCCAGCGAGCUGGAUAUCCAACAGCUGCUCCGAGACACAGAGGACAAACUCAAACUCAAUGCCUGCAGUAUAGAACAGAGUCUGAAGGAACUGCAGGGGAAGAUGGGUGAGUCCUGGACGGGGGAGCGUCCACCCAGCCCAACGGAAUGUCUGCAGUGGUUUAACUCACGGAACCCCAGCACCGUCAGGCCUGUCGCCACAGGAAACCAGGAGCUCCUGGACUUCCUGAAAGCUCUGCUCCAGUACCUUAGGACCGAGGAGGAGGGGCGAGAGGACGUGACCCUCCAGCUGCUCCACAACAUCUCCUCCCAGUGUGGCGUGUCCUUCCCCAACACCACCCCCUCGCCCACCCCCCAGCAGCCCGGCCCCUCGGCACACACCCCGGUCCACACGGUCAGGGACGACAGUGCUCUGGAGAGCCAUGAGGUGUGGGAUGAGGUACGGCUCCGGCUGCGGCGCCACCUGCUGGACAGACUUUCCUGUCCCCUCCCCGUCCCUCAGCGCAUCUACUGUCUGCAGCAGCUGUUCUUCCUCUACCCAGAGUGGGAGGUGCUGACGCUCUACCAGGGCCUGAGGAGCCAGGCUGUCCUGUCUCUGCUCCACUCUGCCCUGGCCUCCAGCCCCGGUGGGAAGGAGACGGGCUUCGACAGGCUGGCCCUGGGGCUCCGUGCUGCCGCCCCAGCCCUGUGCUCGGCCCUCAGGGAGGAGCUCCAGGUCCUCAAUGGGGUGGCCAAGCCCCAUACCAUUCUGGGUUUCCUGAAUGCUGCCUACCUGAACCCUGUGUCCCAGGAGCUGGGCGCCAUGAUGGAGAGAGAGUGUGAGAACGCCCUAAAGGACAACACUACGCUGAGCGGUGGCAAGGGGAGGAAGAGCUCGGCCAGGACCAAGGCUACUGUAGCGCCUCUGGAGCUGCCCCCCAGGAGAGACAGGAACUUCAGCCUAACAUCUCACCAGCUGAGGGUCCUGACCCAGCUAGCCUGCACUCUGCUGGGCCUGGAGAGCCAAGUGGACGAGCUGGCCACUCAACUGGCAUUCAUCAACUGUGCUGGGGAGACUCCCUGCAGUGUGAGAGGAAUAUGGAAAAAGACCAAAGAUGACUUGGAUAUGACCACUGUCGAUGGUAGCAAGACCACGGCAGAGACACUCUUCCAGAGUCCGGAGGCCAUUGUUCUGGAGUUUGAUUGGAGGGCUGCUUUCAGGAAGCUGGUGCCCCAUAUGGCUCACUGUGUCAAGGUGGUGCUGGAGGAUGUGUGCACCAAGAGUCUGCAGCAGGAGGAGCUGUCACACACAUCUGGCUCCGCCCACGUGGUCCUGACUAGCACACCCCACGGAGAUGACUCCUCCCUCACCUGCCCAGAGAGGGACCGCCCCAAGAUGGUCGCCAAGUUCUGUGGCGACAUCAUGGGGGAGUGUGAUGCCCUCCUGCCCCUGGCGGAGGCGUGUGGAGAUGCCGCCCUCCUGGAGGUGCGCUGCAGCUUCGUGGAGGUGUGUGCCUGGGUCACGUCUGCCAUCCUGGGCCGUGUGGAGGAACGGGCAGGGGAGGUGCCCUCUGCUGCCCCCUUGAAGAACCUUAUUGCUCUGCUGGGCACCAGUAUGUACAUCCACCAACGGCUGUGUCACUAUGAGGCCCAACUCAGAGAGACUAACCCCACCGCAGCCAGAGUCCCCAUGACACUGCUGCCCAUCCAGAGGUACCAGGAUGUGACGGAGGGCCUGAGGGAGCAGCUGGCCAGCUACUGUGUCCAGGUGUGCACCAGCACUAUCCUGCAAGACGCAGAGAGCCACCACUGGGCUGACCCCAAACCCUUCUACGAGGGUGAUAGGUGUUCAUUCUCAGUGCAGAUGUGGCACUACUUCCUGACUGGGCUGCGUACUGACCUGUGGUUGGCUGUGCCAGGCUCUGUGGGGAGGGACGUGCUUGCUCAGGUGACCAGUGAGAGUCUGCAGGUUCUGGUGCAGAGGUACUCCAGGGCACGGCCCUCCUACAAGAGGCACCUGCAGAUCAGGUGUGACAUCACGGUGGUGCUGCUGUGUGUGGAGCAGCUCAUGUGGAGUGUGUGUGAGCGACCCGAGGCGCUGGCUCAGUCAGAGCCAUCAGUGGCGGGCUGCGUCUGGGUCGCCUCAAUCCACAGCCUGUGUGACCAGCUCCUGACCACGCUGGUCAUCGUGACAGCACCCCUGCCUCAGCUCUACUGGACUUUCCAGUACAGACCUGGAGAGGGCUCCGCGCCAGCUCUGGCCCAUUCCCCAGGCAGCCCUGGCAUACACUGGCUCAGUGCCAUCCACCCUGGCCUGUUCACCCAGCAGGCAGCACGGGAGGGCCUGGCGGGCGAAGCGACCUCCGAGUGCCAGCUGAGGCUGCUGACCUCUGACCCAAGAUGCAGUCCCAGGUUGCUGCUGACCGCCAUCCUGCACAGAGACUGUCACCUGCUGCGAGUCCUCCUGGAAUACUCCCAUUUCUGCAUGGAGGAGGAGGCAGAUGCUGAUGCUGUGUCUCCUGUGAAGAGCGAUGCUGGAGAUGAGUUUAUGGAGGCUGUGUACAACGUGCUCAGCUCUCUGAACAAUGUCCCUAAAGCCCUGACUCUGGCCCUGGAGACUUACUUUGACAGAGGACACUUAUGGGACUAUCUAUACAGCCCGGCAGAUUCAGUGCGGCCUGUCCCUGUGGUGAUCAGCUUUAUCCGGGCAGUGGUCAACCAGCCUGUCCACUGCCUUCUGGGCCAUCUGGUCACCAUGGUCCUGGCUUGGCAGGCCUCUGAGGAUCCCUGUUCCUCCCUGCUCAGACGGGACGUCCCAGACAACAUCCUCACUAAAGUCCCCAAGGAGUGGAGCUAUACCCUUCAGACACCCAAGGGGAGGGAAUCAGCUAAGAGUGUGGUGAAUCUGGCCCUCCAGGCCCUCUCCUUUAUCUACACCAACCUGCCCUCGGCCGUGGCUUCCCUCCCCCUGCCAGUACGCUUCCUCUUCCACACCGCAGAGAAACACCUUUCCCAGCAUGCUCGGCAGCUGCGCUCCACAGGCCUGCUCCUCUGGGCCCUCCUUAGCUGUCUCUGCCAGUGCCUGGAGGACCCCAACUCACUGGAGCUGCUGUGCGGCUUGCCUUUGGACCGGGUGGCCAAGGAGAGACUGGCCCUGCUGUCAGAGUGCCUCCAGGGGACCAUGGGCCAGGGCCAGCAGAAGGGUGUGCCCAAGCCCACUGUGCACAAGGUACUUCAGGCUCUGGAGGAGAGGAGGCCCAAGUGGUGCUCCAUGCAGCUGCAGAAAGCCCGCAAGCUCUGCUCCGAGAGUGCGUUUGAGUGGGGCGAGAGUGGUGUUCCACAGGAGGGGGGCGGCGGUGUGGCUGAGGCGACUGAGCAGAAAAUAGGGCUGAUACUCCUGGAAAUUUGCCACAAACCAGGUGGCUCCGAGUACCUGAGGCAAAUCUAUCAUAUCAUCCAAGUCAAUGAGCCACUGUUGAGGUCCAAGCUGUGUGUGUCCAGUGACCACCCAAUUGACUCUCCUCAGACAGUGACCUUUAACCUGGGAACAGACAGCCCUGGUCACCCCUCACCCCGGUUCAACCCCCUCCACCAGUUUGACCACAUCGGCAGCAACAAGUUAGACCAGGCAGCCGUGGGAGACUGGGCCUGGGACUGGGCCACACUGCUGCCAACUUACCAGGGGAUGAGUCAGGUGACCUUGAGAGCACUCCUGGUCAACAGGUGGGAGAUGCAGUAUGGUGCAGUUCUGGAAGAUGAAGAGAAGUCUCUGGUGGAGGAGCUGCAGAAAGCCUACUUCAACCGGAGCCCUGGAUCCCAAGGCGCCCCCCCCCCACCUCCGGAGUCACCCAGGCAGCACCAGGAUGAACAGCAUGCAGCAGCAAACAUCAUCAAUUAAAUCUGCUGCACUCCUUCCUCCAAAAGGCCCUUUGUGUUAAACGAGAAACAUUGUAACGUCUGUGCAGUACAGCUAAGGGAGAAGCUGUGUGUGUGUGCGUGUGCGCGUGAGUGUGUGUGUGUACGUUACUUUCAAAAUGUUAUCCGUUACUAGUUACCUGUCCAAAGUUGUAAUCAGUAACGCAACUUUUGGAUUACCCACUAGGCAGGGUAGCCUAGUGGUUAGAGCGUUGGACUAGUAACCGGAAGGUUGCAAGUUCAAGCUGUCAAGGUACAAAUAUGUCGUUCUGCCCCUGAACAAGGCAGUUAACCCACUGUUCCUAGGCCGUAAUUGAAAAUAAGAAUUUGUUCUUAACUGACUUGCCUAGUUAAAUAAAGGUAAAAUAAAAAGUAAAAUCUGAUUAAUUUCAUUUGCUUUUGGAUUACUUUCCAUGUAGCCCUUUACACUCAUACCCGUAUAGGGAGUGACAUUUGCAGAUUUUUAACAAGUGCCUAAAUUGAAAUGUAAUGGCUGUACAGUAAAAUGCUAUACAUGAUGUCAGAGCUCUGGAUCUGGCACAGUAUGGGGUUUGACUGACAGCUGUUCUGAAUUUGAGCGUCACGCAUGACAAGAAGUUUCCCCCAUCCCUCCCAGUAAUCGGGCACAAUUUGCAACGUUUUUGUUGUUUGAGUGAGGGAAAUGCUGUAAAUUAAAAUGACUCGAUGUAUUUUGAAAGAUGAGGGGAGGAUUAGAAUAAAUACCACUUUGAUGUCAUACAAGCACCUCUCAUUUCCAAAUCACGAUCCCCAUGUUUGAUGUACAGUUAGAAGAUGACAUGGCGUCACACCCCUGGGUUGUUCUGAACAGAAUGAGCCUAUGUUUGUUUAUUGUGAAGGACAUUUGCCGCGGAAACACGCACCUAAAUGCACUCAUGACUCCUUUUUAUGCACACCAAAAUUACAAUAUUUUUCCUCUGAAUUACCCCGUGAAAGCCUAACACUGUAACAUCGUAUUUUAUAACUUGAGUGUGAAGGGUUUUAAGAGGCAUUAGAAGACAAAAAGGAUCCAUCAAAUGCGUUUGGUGUGCCAUCGUAGUGGCCUCUGACUUGUGGUCAGACUCCCUCAGGUGGAUCAAACUUAAUCUUGAGCAUAUUUUUCUUCAAUGCUGAGUUGAAUGUCAUUGAGAAAAGAGAAAGGUGUCAUUAAGUAUUUUCUGAAUUUAAAAGUAAUCCAAGAAGUAAUCAUGUAGUUUUUCAAAAGUAUCUGUAAUCUGAUUACAACAUUUUUUGGGGUAACGUUACUGAUUGCAGUUAGUUUUAAAAAAAAGAAAAGAAAUGACAUGUAACCGAUUGCAUGUAAUCGGUUACGUCCAAACCCUGGGUGUGUGAAUAUGCGUGUGUGCUCGCCUGCGUGUGUGCAUGUGAAUGUGUGUGUGUGUGUGUGUGGGCUUGCCUGCGUGUGUGUGUGUACUUGCAUGAAUGAUUUCAUGUAUGUGUACCCAGAGACACACUCUCUUCUCCUUGUUUGUUAUCACUGGGAUUUCAUAUUUUUGGUGCACAUCCACGGGACAGGUUUCUGGAUUGGAGGCAGAGUUUGUUUGCUUGAGAAUAUGUUUAUCCAGGGACUAUGUGAUCACUGAAGUUGAAGAUGCUUGUGUAAAGGCAUUGGUGUCAGCAUAUUUCUUUCCCAGUUCCCCAAAAAAGUAACUUCAAAUCCCCCGAUUUAGAGGAAAAUAUGUGUUAUGAUUACACAAUGUCACCAGAAUGUGUCCCACCAUAAAACAUCAGUCAGACAUUUGUGCGCUGAGAGCAUAGUUUGUUAUUUGUGAUUUGUGAUACUUUUUGUUUCCAGGUUUUCUGUAUUUUCUUAUUCAUGAGAUGAGACAGAAUCUACCAGAAUUAAACAUGAAAAUAAUAAAUAUAUUUUCUUCAUGA
Molecule: messenger RNA, 5949 nt
Organism: Oncorhynchus nerka (sockeye salmon)
Lineage: Eukaryota; Metazoa; Chordata; Actinopteri; Salmoniformes; Salmonidae
Product: KIAA0825 ortholog
Exons: 20
Coding region: 98-4036 (1312 amino acids)
Source: RefSeq, a predicted model, not a curated record